Messenger RNA from Drosophila innubila, 2225 nucleotides. RefSeq names its product protein arginine N-methyltransferase 7 (gene Art7). The transcript has 4 exons. Lineage: Eukaryota; Metazoa; Arthropoda; Insecta; Diptera; Drosophilidae. The coding region runs from base 94 to 2202 and encodes 702 amino acids. Gene Ontology annotation, biological process: peptidyl-arginine methylation. Gene Ontology annotation, molecular function: protein-arginine omega-N monomethyltransferase activity. The record is from RefSeq and is a predicted model, not a curated record.
AGUUGGCAACAGUGGUUGCAGAUGGAACCUGUUGCGGCGGGAUAAACAACAAAACUUAAAGUAUUACGAUUGUCGCUGCAGCGCAUACGAUUAAUGUCGAGCUUUUCGCAAGUACUCAACCCGAUAACGGGCCAAAACACAUGGCAGGAACAGGGUGACGACUAUGAUUACCACCAGGAGGUGGCAAACGCAGGGUUCGGGGACAUGCUGCACGACUGGGAGCGCAACCAGAAGUACGAUGCGGCAUUGCGAAAGACAAUCGCAGGCAUGCGGCAAGCGGGCAGAGAAGUCCACGUGCUGGACAUUGGCACCGGUACCGGUAUUCUCGCCAUGAUGGCCCUGCGUGCCGGCGCCGACACUGUGACAGCCUGUGAGGCGUUCAUGCCCAUGGCGAACUGUGCGGAACGUAUUCUUGCCGCCAAUGAAGCCACUAAGGUGCGACUCAUACGCAAACGCUCGACAGAGAUUAAAAUAGGAGUGGACAUGCCUCAUAAGGCCAAUUUACUUGUGGCAGAGCUACUGGACACGGAACUCAUCGGUGAGGGAGCCAUUGGCAUCUACAAUCAUGCACAUGACCAUCUGCUGACCGAGGAUGCACUGUGCAUUCCCGCCCGUGCCACUUGCUAUGCUCAGCUGGCUCAAUCCUCUCUAGCGUCGCAGUGGAACAGCCUGAAGAUCUUGGCCAACUUGGAUGGCGACAUACUCUUGAGUCCACCUGCUCAGCUCUCGCAGUGUAGCGGUGAGGCUGCUCUCCACGAUGUCCAGCUCUCCCAAGUGCCUCCUAGCUCAUUUCGUGCACUCGCUCCGCCAAUGGAGAUCUUUCAGUUUGACUUUCAGCGCAAGCAGAAGCGAGAGGAGCAGCGUCAGAAUGUGCUGCAGUUGCAGCUCAGUUCCCCAGGCACAGUGGAAAUAGUCUACUACUGGUGGCAAAUCGAAAUGGAUGAUGCUGGUGAUAUAUUGCUGAGCUGUGCACCUUAUUGGGCUCAUCCCGAGCUGAAGCAACUGCAGGCCAGUUGCAGUGACACAGAGCGGCCUGUGGCCAAUGUGGUGCCCUGGCGGGAUCACUGGAUGCAGGCCAUCUACUACAUACCCAAGCCCCUGCAGAUACAUGAUACCCAAGAACCCUUCUGGCUGAGUUGCUACCACGACGAGUAUUCGCUCUGGUUCGAUGCUCACAAGGAUCAGCCGCCCACAAAGGCCACACCCCGUCAUAGUUGCAGCUGUGACCUGCACAUGACCUACACCCGCAGUCGGAUCGGUCAGCUUAAUCAGGGCACGAGGAACAAGCGCUACCUGAGCUACCUGGAAGAGGCGCUCCAAGAGGCAGAGACGCAGCCAGCCCAUAUGCUGAUCUUGGGUGACGGCUGCAUGUUGGGACUUGCCAGUUCAGCUUUAGGUGCUGCCACAGUUCGUUGCCUGGAACCACAUCGUUUCUCGCGUCGACUCCUUGAGUCCAUAGCCAAGCAUAAUCAACUGAAGAACGUUACCUUUUUGGAAAGUCUAAAGCAACUGGAACCCGAGGAAUUAAACACCCUUACACACAUCUUUGCCGAGCCUUACUUUCUCAAUUCUAUUUUGCCCUGGGACAAUUUUUACUUUGGCACAUUACUGCUCCAGCUGCAGGAGCAUCUUCCAGCCUCGGUGAAAAUCUCGCCCUAUGGGGCUCGCAUUUAUGCUUUGCCCGUGCAGUUUCUCGAUCUGCACAAGAUACGAGCACCCAUCGUCAAAUGUGAAGGAUUCGAUCUGAAGCUCUUCGAUGAAAUGGUGCAGCGCUCAGCGGAAGAGGCCCUGUCCCUAGUGGAGGCGCAACCACUCUGGGAAUAUCCAUGUCGUGCUCUCGCACAGCCGCAGGAAAUUCUCAGCGUUGACUUUGCCAACUUUGGCCUGGAGCAGCACAAAGAGGGUCAACUGCAGCUGACUGCAUCUGGCGAGUGCAAUGGCAUUGCAUUGUGGGUGGACUGGCAAUUGACGGCAAAGAACAGUCCCAAGUCUGUUGUGAGCACCGGACCCGUGGAGCCAGUUGUGCCCGGUCAAUUUGUCAAGUGGGACAUGUUUGUGCGGCAGGGAGUGCACUUCACCAAUCAAAAGAUGUCGACGAAAGAUGCUAAAACGCGUCUGGAUUGGAGCACUACGUUUAGACCAGUUCUGGGCGAUCUGAGCUUCAAUUUCUCGCUAUUUGCGAACCACGAAAAAUGCGAUUAAAAGACGAGAUUUCAACACGAGAA